Molecule: messenger RNA, 6470 nt
Organism: Myxocyprinus asiaticus (Chinese sucker)
Lineage: Eukaryota; Metazoa; Chordata; Actinopteri; Cypriniformes; Catostomidae
Product: immunoglobulin superfamily member 8-like
Exons: 6
Coding region: 272-2137 (621 amino acids)
Source: RefSeq, a predicted model, not a curated record
UUCAAUGGCGCCUGCUUUAUGGAUGAAUCGUUUGGUCGAUGUGAUUACAAGAAUAUCAGGAAUCUAGUAUAAGGAACGGAACACAGAAAGCUUUGCGCAGUUACAGUGUUGGUUGAAUAGUAUACUCUCUAUGGGAUAUAAACUGCGGGUUUGAUUAGUUGCUAAUGUUUGUGGUUUGUUGGCGCACUAGUUUAUUAAAUCGAUAGCAAUGACAUGUGAACAGCACACUUGUUACAGUUACUGUAGUGUAAGUUACAGUGGAACGGUGUAAAUGCGAGUGUGUUUUGGAGACCAGCGUGGCAUGGCACCGUGGCGGGUCGCGCUCAUCCCUUUACUGUGGGAGUUCCAGUGCUACGUGUGUCGUGAGGUCACUCUUCCCGCGGGUCCACUGUAUCGGGUUGCCGGAUUCCCGCUGUCGCUGCUCUGUGCUGUAUCGGGAUACGAAGGUCCACGGACGCAGGAUUUUGAGUGGUACCUGUACCGCGAGGAUGCAGGCGAUAGACAGAUUGGGGUCGUGUCCACACGAGACAUCGGAUUCCCUUACGCCCCAUUUCAGGCACGUGUGCAGACGGGCGAGGUUCGGGUGGAGAGAGACUCGGGUGACAAAGCCAGACUUAUAAUCCAGAGGCUCCGCCCAGAUGAUCAGGGUCGUUAUGAGUGUUACACGCCCAGUACUGACACCCGCUUCCAGGGGAACUACAGCGCAUCAGUGGUCGUCAAAGUGAUUUCAGAUACGUUGCUAAUUACACAUUCGCGCAUUCUGAGCGGCCAACCCGUUAUCGAGGGCACAGAACUGCAGCUGACGUGCGCAGCGUCUGUCCAAUCAGAUCAGCACACUCACGUUUCCAUCACAUUCGGAGUGCGCAGCAGCAGGGGGGCGGAGUCUGUCGGACACAACCUAAGAGGAAUCAUCGCAAUCGACCGUGAGCUGCGUGUAAUGCCCGGCCAUGGUGGAUCGUAUGAGAAGAGAUACAAAGAUGGAGAAAUCUCUCUGGAGAAGAGGAAUGGAGAUGGAGGCAGGGAUCUGUACGUGCUUAAGAUGAGCACGCUGGCACCAGAGGAUUCUGGGUCAUAUUUUUGCGAGGCUGCGCAGUGGAUCAGAGAUCCGGAGGGCAAAUGGGAGCGCAUCGCACAGAGAACGAUGGAACUUGGCAAUCUCACUGUUCAACCACUUGCGGACACACUGACUGUACGCUCGAUACCUAAAGGCAUCAUCUCGCUGCAGCCCGGUGCUCCUCUGAGCCUCACCUGUCAGGUGUCGGGCGUGGGGAACCACUCGGCGCUGCUGGUGCAGUGGAUGCGGCGCGGACCGGCGGGGGGUGUAGAGGUGAAGGUGGCGCGCAUGGGUCCUGAUGGUGUGGUAAGCUGGGGCGAUGAUGUCAGCAGGGCAGGAGGGGGCAGUAUGGAGAAGGAGGCCAAUGGGCGGUUCUCUCUGCGGCUGUUCUCGGUUCACCCUGCCGACGCAGGACUCUACCGAUGUGCCGUGAGUGUGUAUGCCGGGCGGCUAACUCCAGGACCCAUGAGUCCCACCACGAUAACACAGCGAUCGGAAUGGGUCACCGUUAACCUUAAGACGGAAGAGGUCCGUGUAUCUGCCACAAUCGAUUUGCCACACCGACCACUGCUGAAACACGGUAGCACGGUUACUCUGCUCUGCAGCAUCUCUGUGGCAACCAGCAGUUCUGCCCAGGUGGAGGUGAAGUGGAUUCAGAAGCCGGAGGAACCAGAGAGAAAAGACGUGAUGAUUUCUGAGGACGAAGGCAAACUCCUUGCAACUCUAACAUACGAUGGCCUGACGCAAAUCUACAGCAAUGGGAGUGAUUUGAGUGUCGACCGCGUGUCCGCCGGAUGCUACAGGUUGAGGAUUUUCUCAGCACGUGAGGAGGACCAGGGACACUAUCAGUGUCAAGUGGAGGUUUGGUCACAGGAUCCGCAUGGAGGAUGGUACAAAACAGGUGCCACCACAGAGUCGGCCACCGUACACCUGUACCUAUAUGCACGAGUUGCUGAUCUACUGCUCAUACCUCUUGUGAUUGGCGUCUCAUCGUCGCUGUUUGUGGGCGUGUUAAUUAUUGCCACUGUGACGUGCUGCUUUAUGAACAGACUGGCCAGGCAGCGCUCUCAAAUAAGGAAGUAGGCAUGAGACAUUCAUGCAGAAACCACUGAGAACAUUCAAUGACCAAAACGGGCUUUAAAGUUUUUCGUCAGACUUGAUUUAAAUGUGCACACAGAAAUGUCUUGGAUCUUAACCUUCAUAGUGAUCUUUGUACAGAUGCUAACAGUUACACCAACAUUGUUUGAAAAAGCACGUGGAGAAUAAUGCAGUAAUGCGAACUGAAUGCAGUUUGGUUUUGGGGAAUGAGCAGAAUCACUUAUUAUAAAUCCACAGAUGUUUGUUUACAGUGGGCGCACGGUUACAUAAUGUGCUUGUAAUUCAAUGUAGGUUAAAAGGAAUCUCUGUAAGUGUAAAAUAGUUUUAUGGCACUUAUGGCAUGCCAUAUUUCUUGCACCAUUGUUCCUAUUUGUGUGCUUAAUGAAACGCACCUUUUCAUUGAAGUAUACUGAUUGAUUGUCCUACGUUCAGAGUUUCUAAUGACCUGCCAUUAUAGUUAGUUAAUCCAUUAUACCUUAUUCAGAAUUGGUGAAUCUCACAAAGAAAUGUUUGAGUCGGAUUUUACCACAUAAGAGACAUUUUUAUUUUGCAUAAAGAAAAUAAAGCCUAUUAUUUGUGGGUGUGUGAAAAUAUUUUCAUGAUAUUUUUCACCCUUAAUUCUUGUUACUGUAAUGCAAAAUAAAUCUCAUUGCCAUUGCUGUAAGCACAGUGUAAAAUGUGCAUAAAUAAAUCCAAUUCAGUACCACAAAUACUACGGCGGUGUGUAUUUACAAGUGUACUUUACAAAAUAAUUGACAAUUAAAUUGUAAGGAAAAUUGGAGUGAAAAAGCAUUUGAAAGUAUGACAAAAAAUAGUUCUAAAAAAAAUCGAAUAAAUUUUCUUUAUGCAACAUAUAUUUUCUUAUUAUAUAUUGGUGUGAAUUAUGACCAGGAAAUGCUUUCAUAAGAUUCACCUGAAAACAAUAAAUAUGUGAUUAAAGGGACCAGAGCCACUGAGUUACGAGAUCUAAUAAGCUACAACAUUCACGACGAGAGUGUUAGUUUACAGCGUUACCUUAAUAGUACCUAGAAAAUCAAACCAUUGAGAGAAUUUAUCAGCUGACAGCUCUGUUACAUAAACAUGACUGAAGCUUUCAGCCGAGACUCUGCUGGGAAUCUACUUGAAAUGCUGAAAAACUCUCCCAGAUUAAUUCAGUCGAGGCGUGUAGUCGUAACGUUUGCCAGAAUUUCCCACUAUACUUACAGAAUCCAAAGUGGGACGAGGACCAAAUUGUUCCUUAUGAAAAGAUCCUAAUAUAAAACCUGUGUCGAUGUCUUUUUUGUUUUUGUAUUUUUACAAAAAUGUUGCUGUUUUGUGCAUCUGGUAGUUCAACGGGUGUCUUUUGUGUCCCCUGUGUAAACAUCUGUGUAACACUGUGUCAACCCUGUUAGCAACAUAAUUAUUUUGCAAGUUAUGAUAUUAUACUAGAUAUGGCAAGGAAAUGUCUCUUUUUUUUAUCAUUUUUUGUCUGAAAUGUAAAAAAUGGUAAUUGCCAUGAAUUUUUAUAGUAAACAGUUGAUUAUAAAAAAUAAAAAAAGUGUAUAUUUCUAGAAAAAUCUGCAUUAAAUUAACUUUAUAAAUAAACACAUUAGGCUGUUAUGACAUUAAACACAAGGCUAAAAACUUUCUGAUGACAUAAUAAACAUAUUUGGGAAAACUACAAUAAGGAUCCAUUUGUUAACAUUAGUUAACAUGAACUAACAAUGAACAAUGCUUAGUAAGCAUUUAUUAAUCUUAGUUAAUGUUCAUUUCAACAUAUAGUAACACAUUUUUUAAAUCAAAAGUUGCAUUUUGUUAACAUUAGGUAAUGCAACAUGAACUAACAUGAACAAACAAUGAGCAAUUGUAUUUUUAUUAGAGGUCGACCGAUUUUGCUGAUACCGAUAACUAAGGUGGUGGGAAAUACCGAUAAAUCGGCCGAUAAGUUUUAAAAACUAUUUAUAGAAUGUCAAAAAAAAAUUCUUCUUUACUAUGGCGGGCAAAGACAGUUCAACAAAAAUCCCAAUAAUAACCAGAAAAAAAUCAGAUUUGGUGCAUAACACGGGACUUUUAAGUAUAAACAAGCCCAAAACACACCAGGGACUCUUAUUUUGAAAUUAUGAAAAAACUGUCGGCAACUCUCGACAUUUUGCCGACAAUCAAUAGCUCCAAAAAGCAACUAUCGGCACUGAUUAAUCGGUAAAACCGAUAUAUCGGUCUGCCUCUAAUUUGUAUUAACUAAAAUGAACAAAGAAAUAAAUGAUUAUUUACAAAAUAAAUGAUGUAAAAAAAUAUAUUUUUAAUUGUUAGUUCAUGAUACCUAAUGCAUCUACAUAUUGAACCUUAUUGUAAAGCGUUACCAAAUGUUUUAUUAAUUUAGUUUGAGUUGACACGAUGCAUUUAGCCAUGUUUUGUCUAAUGGAAUGUUUAAAUGGUAUUUACUUUAAAAAUGACCUUUUGGAAAAGGAAAAGUCACCCGUUUAAUAGAAUGACCAUCUGUUUCCAUUUUAAUGUGUUGAAGUAAAUGCUGACUGUUACUCUUUUUAAAACCUGUAUGAAUGAGACAGAUUACUCUACGAUCUUUAUUUUCGUUUUGCAUUUGGCAUUUGAGAUGUGCAUUGUUUAUUCCCUUGUUCUGAGUCACACAAACGUUCACUUGAUUGCUGUGUAAGAUUAUUAUAAUGCCAGUGCUGUGACCUUCCUGCUCUAGAUUUCUCUGGGAUUGUACUAAUGUGAAAGCCACAUCAACAUCAGAAAAAGGGAUUCAAUGUUUUCUGUAAUUAUUUACAGUGUUCGGAUGCUGAAAUCUGGUUUAUCUACUUGUGCCAUGAAGCCACAUGAUUAAAUGCAGAAUGACAGUCGGUGAGAGUAGCAGAAUAUUCUCUGGAUUGUAAUCCUCAUGUUUACGGUCUGAAACGACAUGCAUAUUUGAUACUACACUGCCUGUUUUUGAUUUCAAUCGCAGCGUUUGUGUUCUUAUGAUUCGACAAAAAUGUGACCGAUCACUCCUGCCUCAAGAUGCUUUUUGAAUUUGGUUCGCUUCAUCUUAAAGUCAAGAAACGGUGUUUGCAACUGUUGUGAUCGGAUGUGAUCUUUGGGGGCAUUUUGACCUUUAGGGUGGUCAAUAUGGUCUCUCUACAUUUUACUGGGGAGGCAAAAGGAAAAUCUAGUGGGGCAAUGCCCCCUAGACCCCACCCCCUUUGACCCACCCAUGUUUCAACCUGUUUUACUUCAGUGUUUCUGAGUGAAACAGGAUAUUCAACGAGAAAUAAAGUAGGGCGGGACUUAAUUGUAUUCAUCAGGAAUUGAUUGGAUCAUGAAAAGUUGGCGUUGAUGUAAUGCAAUAAAGUUGCAAAUAAUAAAAGCUGAUUAAAAGCGAUCAAACGUACCUAACCAAUGAGUGAAAUCUCAUUGAUCCAAAAUCCCGCUUCUCAUCAAAUAUGUCGGUCAGCAGCGUGCUGAGUGACUCCAGCCAGGUCUCCUAAGCAACCAAAUUGGACCAGUUGCUAGGGUGGGUAGAGUCACAUGGGUGACUCUAAUGUGGUUCACUCUUGGUGGGGCGCGUGGUGAAUUGUGCGUGGAUAGCGUGAAGCCUCCACGCGUGCUAUGUCUCCGCGGUAACGCGUUCAACAAGCCACGUGAUAAGAUGCGCGGAUUGACAGUCUCAGACGUGGAGGCAACUGAGAUUCGUCCUCCACCACCCGGAUUGAGGCGAGUCACUACACCACCACGAGGACUUAGAGCACAUUGGGAAUCGGGCAUUCCAAAUUGGGGAGAAAAAGAAAAUGUCGGUCAGCAUGUUCGUGUUCAGUGUGCGUAGACCAAAAAAAUAAAUAAAUAAAAAUACUUGAAGAUGGAAUCUUGUUGGAAUCUUUUAAAGACAAAAGCCGAAAAGGAAAGUUGUUUCAGAGGCGGAAAAAGUUUUACAUUCUGUUAACAGAUUAUGAAACACCAGUGUUUUUUUGUUUUCGUUUUUUAAAUCAAGCUUUACACACACUGAUGAAAUGAGUACAAUAAGACCACAAACAUGUAUUCAGAAUUUCAAUUUGGAUUUUAUUUCGACAUUAAUUGAGAAAUGCAAACAGAAUGUUUUAGUUGUAAACCGGUAUCACGCUCAAACACAUACAUUUGUUGUCUUACCUUUGUUAUGUGCAUUAUAUAAUCAGUAAUACAGCGCUCAUGUUUUUGUUUUGAAGGCUCUUUUCUGUAACUAUUUUCUUGCGUCUGCAAGUUUUGACUGUACUGUCGGUGGUUUUAAUGUAUGCUUCUAUUUUGUGUGAAUGAUGUUUAAGGUUCAUGAAUAAAACGCCCUGAAAAGAGGGCAGAUUUGUUGUUUGAA